CAUGCCGCUGAAAGAGGAGUGCAUAGUACCGAAUGAAACGGAAUAUGAGACUCAUCAUGAUUUUAUAACCGGAGAAGAAUCUUUCAGUUGGCCACAGAUUAAAGCGACUUUCUCACAGAAAACAGCUCAUGAAACAGGAACUACAAGUUAUUUCACCCCUUUUCACUGUGAAAAGAGUUUUGAUGAACAUGGAAACCUUAAAGGCCACAUGAGAGUUCACACUGGAGGUAAGUCUUUCACCUGCCAACAGUGUGGAAAAAGUUUCAAUAGAAAAGGAGUCCUUAACAGGCACAUGAGAGUUCACACUGGAGACAAGCCUCACACCUGCCCUCAACGUGGAAAGAGUUUCGAUCAACAUGGAAACCUUAAAGUGCACAUGAGAGUUCACACUGGAGAGAAGCCUUACACCUGCCAACAGUGUGGAAAGAGUUUUGAUCAACAUGGAAACCUUAAAGUGCAUUUAAGAAUUCACACCGGAGAGAAACCAUAUUCCUGUCUUCAGUGUGGAAAGAGUUUUACUCAAAAAGUAAACCUUAAAGUCCACAUGAGAACUCACCCAGGAGAGAGUUGUUUUAUCUGCCAAAAGUGUGGAAUAAGCUUCAUUAAAAAAGGAUUUCUUAAUAGACACAUGAGAAUUCACACUGAAGAAAAGUGUUACGUGUGCCAUCAGUGUGGAAAAGGUUUCAACCAAAAAGGAGACCUUAACUGGCACAUGAGAGUUCACACUGGAGACAAGCCUUACACCUGCCCUGAGUGUGGAAAGAGUUUCGCUCAAUAUGGAUACCUUAAAGUGCACAUGAGAGUUCACACUGGAGAGAAGCCUUACACCUGCAAACAGUGUGGAGUCAGUUUCACUCAUGAAGGAAGCCUUUACAGGCACAUGAGAAUUCACACUGGAGAGAAACCAUACUCCUGUCUUCAGUGUGGAAAGAGUUUUACUCAAAAAGUAACCCUUAAAGUCCACAUGAGAAUUCACACUAGAGAGAGUCCUUUUAUCUGCCAACAGUGUGGAAGAAGCUUCAUUCAUAAAGGAUUCCUUAACAGGCACAUGAGAAUUCACACUGGAGAAAAGUGUUACGUGUGCCAUCAGUGUGGAAAAAGUUUCAACCGAAAAGAAAAUCUUAACAGGCACAUGAGAAUUCACACUAGAGAAAAACUUUAUACAUGCCCUCAGUGUGGAGAGAGUUUCGAUCUACAUGAAAGCUUUAAAGUCCACAUGAGAGUUCACACUGGAGAGAGUCCCUUCAUCUGCCAACAGUGUGGAAAAAGUUUUACUCAAAAAGGAAACCUUAAAAGGCACAUGAGAAAAUUACACUGCAUUUAUUAAACACAAGCUUGAUCAACACACGAGGAUUCAUUUGAGAGAACUGUUUUAUGUCAUCAGUGUGGAAGGAGUUUCUCAGACAGGAAUCCUGUAAUAAUGUUAUGAUGUGUAGGAAGCUCAGAAGUGAAGACCAGGAGACUCUGCUGUAUAUUCAGCAGGAUUCUAUAUUGAGAAGGUGCUGUGUGGCACCGUUAGACUUGGGGUACUCGAUCUUGGACUCGAUUAUUAACAACGGAUUAAACAUGAACUCAGACAUUUUGGACUCAGGAAAUGGUCGAGUCCACAUCAUGUGUAACAUUAAAGGGAUCGUUGACCCAAAAAUUAAAAUCCUGUCAUUAAUUACUCACCCUCAUGUCGUUCAAA
Molecule: messenger RNA, 1687 nt
Organism: Sinocyclocheilus grahami
Lineage: Eukaryota; Metazoa; Chordata; Actinopteri; Cypriniformes; Cyprinidae
Product: gastrula zinc finger protein XlCGF57.1-like
Exons: 1
Coding region: 2-1327 (441 amino acids)
Biological process (GO): regulation of cytokine production; regulation of immune system process; negative regulation of transcription by RNA polymerase II
Cellular component (GO): nucleoplasm
Molecular function (GO): RNA polymerase II cis-regulatory region sequence-specific DNA binding; DNA-binding transcription repressor activity, RNA polymerase II-specific
Source: RefSeq, a predicted model, not a curated record